AUGAGCGAUGAGCCCCCAAAUAAGGCCAUUACAGAGCCGUCCCAAGUCGGAUCACCACGGUUCAAGCGGACAUACGUUGCUUGCGACACCUGUAGGUCUCGCAAAGUGAGAUGCAUUAUGGGAGGUGAGCCCCCUUGCGCCAAAUGCAAACGUGAGCAUCGCGAUUGUCGAUUCGAUCGACGUCCGAGAACCUCGAAGCACAGGGAUCCGCCAAAUUGGAAAAGUAACCGGCCGGCUGAGCAUGCUAUCACGCCGCAGCCUGCCGGCGUCAGUCUGGCCAAGUCACCACAAGAAAUUGAUACACCAGUACAAGAAAACAUGCCAUCAGCGGCCCCUCUAUCUAGAGCAGUCACCCAAAACCUUAGAAGCGAGUGGCGUCAAAGCUCUCUUCGUGAUAGUUCACUUUCAGAACGGGUUGUCUCCAGUCUUGUGACCGGCUCUAAUGACGCUCUUGAUGUGCUGUCCGAUGCCGCAAAUCUACUUCACCAUGCUGUAGUAUCUCCAUCCUCUGGUUCCCCUUCAGCACCGCCAGCACACACCGUGCAGGAUGUUCCCGUUGCUGUACCCGCCAGAGAACGAACAGGAGGUCAAAUUGGGGUGGGUUUCGUCAUUCAAGCUCUAUCUGAACCAGGCGACGAUACCCUCGAUAUGUGGGACAAGUGCAGAUUCGUCAGACAGGGCUGGUUCACCUCCCAAGAAGCCGUCACGUACAUCGAUCUUUUCUUCAAAUAUCUCUCUCCACUAUCUCCUAUCAUCGUCGACCAAUUUCGGAACCAUAAUGCCCACUCAAGCCUCGUUCAUGAAGAAUCCAUGUUAUGUUGCACCAUCCUGAUGAUUUCAUCUCGAUUCUUCCUAUUGCCGGGAGCAGGCGGCAUCUCCAGGAGUCAAUUGAUACACAAUCGACUUUGGCAAUUCUGUGAGCUAAUGAUCAAACGCAUUAUUCUGGGUCAAGAAAAGAUUUCCACCGCCAAGAUGAGAAUAAUCGGCACAAUUGAGAGUCUGCUGCUCAUCUCGGACUGGCACCCUCGAGCCAUUCAUUUUCCUCCGGACACAGAGGGCUGGGAUGCUUUGCUGGUCGAUCUGGAUUACGACCGGGAGAACCGGAGACGAACUAAUGAUGAGGAACCCCUCCUUCGUUGGCGCAAAGAUGUUUUUGAGCCUGCGAAAAGAGCGAGCAGGAUGUCGUGGAUGCUCCUUGGCCUUGCUACGAAUCUUGCCUACGAGCUUGGAAUAUUUUCAAGCGACCAACGCGCAGACUCUACGGCGUCAAAGGUUGCAGAUUGUCGCAAGUUUCGAGCUCGAAAGCUCCUUUAUGCCUACAUGACUCAAACCGCAACGAGACUUGGGUAUAGCUCCGUCUUCCCCGAAAGUGUGUCCAUCGCAGCCUCGCGAUCUUCGAUGAAAGACAUGGGCCAUUCUUCACAGGCCUCAUGGGCCUCAUACAUGGAUAUCUAUCUCGAGUUCACCCGUCUCUCAAAAGUAGCUUCGUCAAUGUUCUUCCAAUCUGUGGAACAUUUAGAAGGCUUACUUCAGAGCGAUGGCUACCCAGAUCUGUUGGAUCAUUUCCUGAGCUCUCUUUCCAACUGGAAGGAUUCAUUUGAUGCAGACUGCAAAGGUGCCAUAUCAAUACAAGCAGUCGUACGAAGAGCUGCGACGGCCAGAGCAUAUGGAAUUGAAAAGGACAGUCUCGCCGGCUACAUGACUGCCCAGGAUGCUAGAUUCCUGCAAGAGGUUGUGUCGGAUAGCAGCGAAGUGCUGCGCAUUGCCACUCAGACAUCUUUCCAGUCACAUCUUGCAUGCGCGCCAGCAAGUGUCAGGAUCAGCGUGAUAUCUGCAUCCGUCUUCUUGUUAAAGGCCCUCAGUCUCGGAUCACCCGCGACAGAUGCUUCUUCAGCUCUACAGACGUUAGAUCGAUGUGUGACUGCGUUGGGAAGGUAUCCGCCCGACGACAUGGAUUUUGCACUGAGAUACGCCCAUCUCAUUGAGCAACAUACCCAAUUCCUGAAGUCAAAUCUCUUCCCUGUAUCUGCACCCCAGAGAGCGCUCAACGAUACCCAAGACAGCCUGAGUGGAUUUGGACUCACGCUGCUAAGUCUUCCGCCUGAUCAAAGUACCAAUGAUGGCGUGUCUGCGGAUCAGAACGGGAUCUGGCGGGCUCUGCAAUUUGACUCCAGCAUUGCUCCUUUCAGCGACAAUACAGAUCAGCUCUACCAGGGGUUCGACAUCGACUCACUCAACUUUCUAUGGAACCUACCAGAUAUCACUUAG
This is a messenger RNA of Colletotrichum scovillei, 2268 nucleotides long. RefSeq lists its product as uncharacterized. Bases 1 to 2268 code for a protein of 755 amino acids. Gene Ontology annotation, cellular component: nucleus. NCBI's taxonomy places the organism in Eukaryota, Fungi, Ascomycota, Sordariomycetes, Glomerellales, Glomerellaceae. Gene Ontology annotation, molecular function: DNA-binding transcription factor activity, RNA polymerase II-specific; zinc ion binding. The record is from RefSeq and is a predicted model, not a curated record. The transcript has 3 exons. Gene Ontology annotation, biological process: positive regulation of transcription by RNA polymerase II; aromatic amino acid catabolic process.